AUGGCGCCGCCGCUGCGAUGCGAUGCCGGCGGCAAGGACUUCAUCAGCAACCUCCCGUUUGAGCUCCUCUCUGCGAUCAUCUCCCGCCUCGAUACCGCCGAGGCCGCGCGCACCGCCGUGCUCUCCCCUCGCUGGCGCGACGCGUGGCGUGGGACCCCGCUCCGCCUCGACGACCUCGAGCUUCCCGUCGCGCCCCGCCCCUCCAUCGCCCGCGCCGCGUCGGCGUCGGGAGCACCCUGGGCGGCGCGCGCCGACACCGUCUCCCUCGCGCUCGCCUCCCACCCGGGCCCCGUCGCGCGCUUCCGCCUCGCCCGCACCACCCUCCGCGCCCGCGUCCCCGCCGCGGAGGCCUGGUUCCACGACCUCGCGGCCGGCGACCGCCGCGCCCGCGAGGUCUCGCUCGUCUGCCCGCCCGAGUGGUGCCACCGCGCGCUCGCCGACCCACUCCUCACCUCCGCCACGCUCGAGACCCUCGCCCUCGGCGAGUGCCGCUUCUCCGACGCCGGGGCCGCCGCCGCGUCCCGUCUCACGGACCUCACCCUUUCUCGCACCCACAUCUCCGAGGCUGCACUCCAGAGCCUGCUAUCUGGCUGCCCCGCGCUGCGUAACGUCAUGUUCAGGCACAUCCAGGGACCCCGCCGCAUCCGCAUCACUUCUUGCCGCAGCCUCGUGCUGUUCGGUGUGUGGCAGUACAAGCACCUAGAGGAGCUCACCGUCGAGGACGCCCCGCGCCUGGAGUGCCUGCUCGGCGACGUGCAUCUGGGAGCAUCGGUCACCAUCAUCGGCGCGCCAAAGCUUACUGCUUUAGGCUAUCUCGUGGUGGGCUUCAGGGGUUUCUUGCACGGCAUCGACAAGCCUGCUGUUGAGGAGAAGGUUAACAAGGGACUGCGAGCUCCUUUCAAUAGCGUGAAGAUUCUAGCUAUCAGCAUGACAUUCUCGAGCAAGAAGAACAUGGAGACGCUGAUGAACUUGCUCAAGUGCUUUCCCUUACUGGAGACAUUGCAUAUCCAGGGCAAGCCCGGGGAACGCCAGGUUGACACAAUUGACUUCGGCUACUACCAGAAGAAUGAACCCAUUGGAUGUAUUGUUAACCAUCUCAAGACCGUGAGGCUGGAAAGCAAAGUUAAGGAUCUAAUAAUCGAAGUUGAGCGAAACAUGUUUGAAUUUGUGUGUUUUCUCCUUGCGAAUGCACAGGUGCUGCAGAUCAUGAAGAUUCAAUCUGCCAUGUCCGACACCCCUGCAUGGACUACUGAACAGCAAAAUCUCAUCCAAUGCCACAGGGCCUCUGUGGAAGCCAAAGUCGUGUUCGAGGGCCUGAAAGUCGUCCAUCACAAGGGGUUCAGUAUAGAGGCUGUGAAUGCUCUACCUGACCCCUUUGAUAGUGAUAUCGACAUCAUGGGCUACUAAAUGGCUUGAGUCUUACUGCAGAGAUAAUUCGCCUACAAACCGUUGAAGGCAUUUUGUGUUAUGUUAUCUGGUUAUCUGAAUCUACUUUUAAAUUUAGGCAGCAUUUCUGCUCUCGUUCUAAAGAAGAGCAAUAUCCAUGGUGCCACUGUCAGAUAGUUUCCACUGUCCUGGGUUGAUUGAUGUUCUGAAUCUAGACUGAUUUAUGUGGUCUUUAUGGUUAAUCCUUGAAGAGUUGCUACCGAUGAUGCCAGUGGCAGGCCUUUUGGCCGUAGUACUCCUACAUGGUCUUUACUUGCUGAAAAUAAUACUCCUACAUUUGUCAGUCAUCUGUUUUUCUUGCACUUUGAAAAUAAUUUUGAAGUUCAUGUCCCUUGUCAGAUUGUGUGAUAUUUCAUAAGCUUCAAAUCUGUAGUACUCCUACAUGGUCUUUACUUGCUGAAAA
Messenger RNA from Sorghum bicolor (sorghum), 1849 nucleotides. RefSeq names its product F-box/FBD/LRR-repeat protein At1g13570. Gene Ontology annotation, molecular function: protein binding. The coding region runs from base 1 to 1407 and encodes 468 amino acids. The transcript has 3 exons. Lineage: Eukaryota; Viridiplantae; Streptophyta; Magnoliopsida; Poales; Poaceae. The record is from RefSeq and is a predicted model, not a curated record.